AUGUUUCCUUCCUUUUACAUGAUUUCAUGUUCCUCGUUUUUCUUCCAUUGUUUCGCCAUCGCCCUCUCCAUUCCUUCCUUUCUUUCGCCAACUCCUACCUUUUUCUUUGUUUUUGGAAAAAUCCCUCAUGAUUUUCCCAAACGUCACUAUACCUUAUUUCUUUCUCUAACUUGCGCUCUAUCUCUCUCUCUCGUUAUUUCCUCCUAUCUCUUAUCUCUCGUUAUUUCCUUCCUAACAUUUUCUUCACUCCUUGCUCCCCGUCGUUAUUUUCCCUUGCCUAACUUAUUUCUUGUUAUUUCAUUUCCAUUCUUGCUCCAUGAUAUUUCAUUCACUUCCUUGCUCCCCGUCGUUAUCUCAUUCCCUUGCCUGCUCCCCGUCGUUAUCUCAUUCACUUCCCUGCUCCCCGUCGUUAUCUCAUUCCCUUGCCUGCUCCCCGUCGUUAUCUCAUUCCCUUCCCUGCUCCCCGUCGUUAUCUCAUUCCCUUCCCUGCUCCCCGUCGUUAUCUCAUUCACUUCCCUGCUCCCCGUCGUUAUCUCAUUCCCUUUCCCUGCUCCCCGUCGUUAUCUCAUUCCCUUUCCUGCUUCGUUAUCUCAUUCCUUCCCUGCCCCCGUCGUUAUCUCCCCUGUCGUUAUCUCAUUCCCUUUGCUCCCCUGUCGUUAUCUCCCUUCCCUGCUCCCCGUCGUUAUCUCAUUCCCUGCUCCCCGUCGUUAUCUGCUCCCCGUCGUUAUCUCAUUCCUUCCCUGCUCCCCGUCGUUAUCCCCCUUUCCCUGUCCCCGUCGUUAUCUCAUUCCCUUCCCUGCUCCCCGUCGUUAUCUUUCCCUUCCCUGCUCCCCGUCGUUAUCUCAUUCGUUAUCUCAUUCCCUUGCCUUCCGUUAUCUCAUUCCUUGCCUGCUCCCCGUCGUUAUCUCAUUCACUUCCCUGCUCCCCGUCGUUAUCUCAUUCACUUCCCUGCUCCCCGUCGUUAUCUCAUUCACUUCCCUGCUCCCCGUCGUUAUCUCCCCUUCCUGUCCCCGUUUAUCUCAUUCACUUCCCUGCUCCCCGUCGUUAUCUCAUUCCCUCCCUGCUCCCCGUCGUUAUCUCAUUCCUUCCCUUCCCCGUCGUUAUCUCAUUCCUUCCCUGCUCCCCGUCGUCGUUAUCUCCCCGUCGUUAUCUCAUUCACUUCCCUGCCCCGUCGUUAUCUCAUUCCUUCCAUGCUCCCCGUCGUUAUCUCAUUCACUUCCCUGUCGUUAUCGUUAUCUCAUUCCCUUUCUUGCUCCCCGUCGUUAUCUCAUUCCCUUCCCUGCUCCCCGUCGUUAUCUCCCCUUGCCUGUCCCCGUUUAUCUCAUUCCCUUGCCUGCUCCCCGUCGUUAUCUCAUUCCCUUCCCUGCUCCCCGUCGUUAUCUCAUUCCCUUCCCUGCUCCCCGUCGUUAUCUCAUUCCCUUCCCUGCUCCCCGUCGUUAUCUCAUUCCCUUCCCUGCUUCGUUAUCUCAUUCACUUCCUGCUCCCGUCGUUAUCUCAUUCACUUCCCUGCUCCCCGUCGUUAUCUCAUUCCCUUCCCUGCUCCCCGUCGUUAUCUCAUUCCCUUUCUUGCCCCCACCCCCCGCCGUUAUUUCUUUCUCUAACUUCAUCUCUCUUUUUCUUUUCUUAGCUUUCCUCCCCCUAAAUUCCUGCCUUUCUUUUCUUUCCCUCAGUUUCUACCUUUCGUUUUCUAUCUUUCCUCCCCUCAAUUUCUGGCCUUCGUUUCUUUCUAUCUUGCCCUUAAUUUCUGGGCGCCGCCUUUUUAUUUCCAUCACUUUCCGGAUUUCGUGUCUUUCUUGA
Acanthosepion pharaonis is the source of this 1797-nucleotide messenger RNA. Lineage: Eukaryota; Metazoa; Mollusca; Cephalopoda; Sepiida; Sepiidae. The record is from the annotation of a GenBank genome assembly.